AGUCCAGUAUAAAAGUGAACUUCGUUCGAGCAACAUCUAAAUUUGAAGCAAGAAGAAUUAAAAAACAUCUGUGUUUAAAUCUUUAUAAGUUUUUUAAAAGUGAAUCAAUUUAAUUCUGUAAUAUGGACAAUAAUUCUGAAAAUAUGAUGGACACAAAAGAAUGAACGAGAAAUGAUCAUUGAGGAUAGUGCUUUGACAAGUAGAACACCAACUGAAUAUGCGCUUACAGAUAUGGAACCAUCCAUUGAAAAUGUGAAAAAACCCACGCCUAUUCAGAAUUUCUAUAACGGUCAGAGUAUUUUCAUUACUGGUGGAACAGGAUUUAUCGGCAAAUUAUUAAUAGAAAAAUUGUUAAGAGGAUGUCCAGAUAUCCUUUGCAUUUACGUUAUGAUACGUCCCAAGAAAGAAAAAAAUCUAUCCCAACGAAUGAAAGAACUUAUCGAAGAUUCAUUAUUUUCCACAUUGAAGAAGACGCAGCCAACAUUUCUAAAUCGUUUAGUCGCCAUCGAGGGAGAUUGUAGCUUGCCAAAUCUCGGUAUCUCGAAAACUGAUAGAACUACGCUUAUACACGAAGUAUCCAUUAUUUUUCAUGUCGCCGCAACUGUGAGAUUUAAUGAAAAACUAAAAUCUGCCGUAGCUAUUAACAUCCAAAGUCUAAAUGAUGUAAUCAAUUUAUCCAAAGAAAUGCCGAAACUGAAGAGUUUCAUCCAUGUAUCUACGGCAUUUGCAAAUUGUAUUCACGAACUGAUCGAGGAAAAAUUUUAUGAUCCGCCGAUGGAUGUUGACCAAAUAUUCGAUUUGACGAACUAUAUGGAUGAAAAAUUGCUUGACGACAUUACACCUCAAUUACUUGGAACGUAUCCGAAUACCUAUGUGUUCACGAAAUCAAUUGCAGAGAGUGUGGUAAGGAAGCAUGUCGAUUCGAUGCCGAUUGGCAUCUUUCGUCCUGCAAUUGUAAUAUCAACGUAUCAAGAACCUAUUCCAGGUUGGAUUGAUAAUACAUACGGACCAAUAGGAAUUACAGCAAACGUACUAAUGGGAUUAAUGCGAACUCAUUAUUGCGAUAGAACGGUAAAAGCAAAUUUCGUUCCCGCAGAUCUGAUAGUCAAUGGUCUAAUUGUUAGUGCCUGGGACAUUGCAAAUAAUCGAAGAUUUAAGAAAGACCUUCCCAUAUACAAUUACGUAUCUGAUGAUAAUCCAAUCACUUAUAAGGAAUUUGUAGAACUGAUAAUUAAGUAUGGAGAAUUGAUACCGUCUGAAAAGGCAAUUUGGUGCCACAGCUUUUUAGUAACAAAAUAUCGGCUGGUCCAUCUUUUCUACGUAUACUUUCUACAUUUAUUACCAGCUCUUAUAAUCGAUACGAUCGCAGUGUGUGUAGGUAAACAGCCAUGGUUACUUCAAACAUAUAAAAGAAUUCACAAAAUGUCGGAUCUUCUUGGUUAUUUUUCUACGACGGAAUGGAUAUAUACUAAUGAAAGAUGGAACAAAGUGAUAGCGAAGUUAUCGCCCGAAGAUCGCGAAUUAUUCUUUUGUGAUAUAAAAGACCUCGUUUGGGGUGCUUAUUUUCCAACAUAUUUCUUAGGUAUAAGAAAAUAUAUCUUCAAGGAUCCCAUUGAAACACUCCCGCAAGCUCGUAUAAAAUGGCUUAGGUCUUAUUGGAUAUAUCUAACUUUAAAAAUUCUUAUUGCCUGCGUCGUUUUGGUGGUCAUAUGGGCUACGUUUGGAUCAUUCUAAAGGAAGCAAAGAUAACAAGAAAGGGAGGAAAAGAAAUAAUCAUAACUUGUACAAAUCAAUGACUUCUUUUGUAUCAUUUGAAUGUAUCUACAAUAAAGUUACCACAUAUUUUUGUCUAAUAAUA
Molecule: messenger RNA, 1858 nt
Organism: Vespula vulgaris
Lineage: Eukaryota; Metazoa; Arthropoda; Insecta; Hymenoptera; Vespidae
Product: fatty acyl-CoA reductase wat-like
Exons: 9
Coding region: 172-1734 (520 amino acids)
Biological process (GO): long-chain fatty-acyl-CoA metabolic process
Cellular component (GO): peroxisome
Molecular function (GO): alcohol-forming very long-chain fatty acyl-CoA reductase (NADP+) activity
Source: RefSeq, a predicted model, not a curated record